ACUGUCUCCUAACUAAAUAGGAAUCUCCAAUUUCUUUCUCUCUCCUCCUCCUCUCUGUCUGUUUUUCUUCUUUCAUUCUCUCUCUCUGAAAUCCAGAGAGAGACCAACAAAAGUGAAGGGGAGAAAGUGGUAAAUUCGAUCAUUGUGUACAUUUGAUGAGAGACAAGAGCAAUGGGAACCGUAACUCAAGAAGCAAUCGAUCAGUUCAAAGCAUUGAUGGACCAAGCUGAAGAACCACUGAAAAAGGCUUUCCAGCAUAUUCAUCAGGGAUACCCGACUGAAACUUUGGCUCGUUUCCUCAAAGCAAGAGAGGGGAAUGUUACCAAGGCCCACAAAAUGUUGGUGGAUAGUUUAAAGUGGAGGGUUGAAAGUGAAAUUGAAAAUAUGUUAGCGAAACCAAUAGUUCCUACUGAUUUAUACAGAGCAGUACGCGAUUCACAGCUCAUAGGGUUGUCAGGUUACUCUAGAGAGGGCCUUCCCGUGUUUGCUAUUGGUGUAGGGCUCAGUACGCUUGACAAAGCAUCUGUCCAUUACUAUGUUCAGUCACACAUUCAGAUCAAUGAAUAUCGGGAUUGUGUAAUUUUGCCUUCUGCCACAAAAAAGUAUGGGAGGCAUAUUAGUAAGUGUUUGAAGGUCUUAGAUAUGACUGGUUUGAAGCUUUCAGCAUUGAGCCAAAUUAAGUUAUUGUCAAUUAUUUCGACCAUUGAUGAUCUGAAUUACCCAGAGAAGACGCUUACAUACUAUAUUGUCAAUGCUCCAUACAUAUUUUCAGCUUGUUGGAAGGUUGUGAAGCCACUUUUGCAUGAGAGGACAAGAAAAAAAAUCCAGGUAUUAUCAGGUAGUGGACAAGAUGAUCUGUUGAAGAUAAUGGACUAUGCGUCCCUCCCACAUUUUUGCCGAAGAGAAGGCUCUGGAUCUUCCAAACAUUCACAGAAUGCAACCGACAAUUGCUAUUCCUUGGAUCAUCCAUUUCACCAAGCCCUCUACAACUACAUCAAGCAACAACACUCAAUCCGUGGACCUGGUGGACCAAUCAAGCAGGGAUCUGCUCAUGUCGGCCACCCAGAUUUGGCUGUGGAAGAAGUGGAUAUUGCCAAAACACUUGAAGCUGAGCUACUGCAUUUAGAUAAUAGGGAUGGGCUUCAUGGGUCACUAGGUGACCUAAAAAUCAAUGAUGACCAAAAGUAGGGAACGUAGUGCCUCUCAUGGUGAGGAGUUGCAACACCAGAUGCACAGUCCCUUCUUACCAUCUGUUGGGUUGUAUAUGUGAUUUGGUGGUCCUUGUCAGUUGAAUGUGCAACCAGUUAAUGGAGUAGUUCCUGCAUUAGUUCUAAGUGAUCUUACCAGAAAAGCUAAUAUGAGGUAUGUAAACUGGACAUGUUAGCUGGAUAAUCAGUUUCAUUCGGUUUCCAGCAUAAAAUGUACGAAGAAAACAACAAAGGAAUGUGAUAAUUGUAACUUAAAGCAUGUUUGAUUCACAAGAUUAAUAGUGAAAGUAUUAAUAAUCCUAUCAAA
Messenger RNA from Camellia sinensis, 1515 nucleotides. Its product is annotated as Sec14p-like phosphatidylinositol transfer family protein. Lineage: Eukaryota; Viridiplantae; Streptophyta; Magnoliopsida; Ericales; Theaceae. The record is from RefSeq and is a predicted model, not a curated record.